AUGGUCCCUGUCCAGUUCUUCACAGGUGGGGCUGCUGGUCACAGGUGGGGCUGCUGGUCACAGGUGGAGCUGCUGGUCACGGGUGGGGCUGCUGGUCACGGGUGGGGCUGCUGGUCACAGGUGGGGCUGCUGGUCACAGGUGGGGCUGCUGGUCACAUGUGGGGCUGCUGGUCACAGGUGGGGCUGCUGGUCACAGGUGGGGCUACUGGUCACAGGUGGGGCUGCUGGUCACAGGUGGGGCUGCUGGUCACAGGUGGGGCUGCUGGUCACAGGUGGGGUUGCUGGUCACGGGUGGGGCUGCUGGUCACAGGUGGGGCUGCUGGUCACAGGUGGGGCUGCUGGUCACAGGUGGGGCUGCUGGUCACAGGUGGGGCUGCUGGUCACAGGUGGGGCUGCUGGUCACAGGUAGGGCUGCUGGCCACAGGUGCCUGGUGCUGGCGGCUGGCGCUGGUGCUGGUGCCUGGUGCUGGCGGCUGGCGCUGGUGCUGGUGCCUGGUGCUGGCGGCUGGCGCUGGUGCUGGCGCUGGUGCUGGUGCCUGGUGCUGGUGGCUGGCGCUGGUGCUGGUGCCUGGUGCUGGCGGCUGGCGCUGGCGCUGGUGCCUGGUGCUGGCGGCUGGCGCUGGUGCUGGUGCCUGGUGCCUGGUGCUGGCGGCUGGCACUGGUGCUGGUGCCUGGUGCUGGCGGCUGGCGCUGGUGCUGGUGCCUGGUGCUGGCGGCUGGCGCUGGUGCUGGUGCCUGGUGUUGGCGCUGGUGCUGGUGCCUGGUGCCUGGUGCUGGCGGCUGGCGCUGGUGCUGGUGCCUGACGGCUGGCGCUGGUCCUGCAUUCCGCCGCCACUCCCUUCCCCCUUUCCCUCUCCCACCCGCAGCGUUCCGCCGCCAAUCCCUUCCCCUCCUCCCUCUCCCACCCACAGCGACCGCAGCUGCACACGCGAACAGUCGCGACGGGGGAGGGGGGGGGUGACGAGCAGGGGGCCGGGGGAAUGCGACGGGCGGAGCGAGGCGAAGGGAAGGAAGAAAACGGGACGGGGGGGAAAGGGCCGCGACGACCGCCACCGUCGCCGUCCCCUUCAUUCCCGAUGCCGUCCCCCCCCCUUCCCCACUCUCGCGCAAACUCGGCAGCAGGCGUAG
Molecule: messenger RNA, 1128 nt
Organism: Closterium sp. Naga37s-1
Lineage: Eukaryota; Viridiplantae; Streptophyta; Zygnematophyceae; Desmidiales; Closteriaceae
Source: the annotation of a GenBank genome assembly